Messenger RNA from Papaver somniferum (opium poppy), 3329 nucleotides. Its product is annotated as nucleolar protein 14-like. The transcript has 14 exons. Bases 127 to 2934 code for a protein of 935 amino acids. The record is from RefSeq and is a predicted model, not a curated record. Gene Ontology annotation, biological process: maturation of SSU-rRNA. Gene Ontology annotation, cellular component: small-subunit processome; nucleolus; Noc4p-Nop14p complex. Lineage: Eukaryota; Viridiplantae; Streptophyta; Magnoliopsida; Ranunculales; Papaveraceae.
CUCUCUCGAUUGUAUUCUCUUCUUAUUCGGCUCUGAGGUAACAGACAAUCCCUCUUCGUUGCCUCCGUUCUGUGAUUUUCCUUCUGAAUCAAAACCCUUAAACCCUAAAAAGAAAAAGUUCGUAAAAUGGCGAAACAGAAAACUCAGACUGAUUCUAACAAGAGUAACAGUAAGAAGAAGAAGAAGGUUACUUCCAAAAAACUUCUAUCUGGUCCAAACACAGUAUCCAUGAAAUCCAAAGCUCCUCUGGAUAAUCCGUUCGAAACAAUCUGGUCUCGUAGGAAGUUUGAUGUCAUGGGAAAGAAACGUAAAGGUGAAGAAAAACGUCUUGGUCUGUCUCGUACUCGCGCCGUUGAGAAGAGGAAAAAUACUCUCAUCAAAGAAUUUGAGCAAAGUGGCAAGUCUUCUGUUUUUGAGGAUAAACGAAUAGGGGAAAAAGAUAAUGAACUCGGGGAGUACGAGAAGGCUCUUCUUCGUUUCAAGCACGAGCGGCAGUUAAAGGUGAACAAGAAAAGCAAAUAUAACUUGUCCGAUGGAGAAGAAGAUGACGAUGAAUUUCAUGGUGCUGGUGCAUUUCCAGGGAGGGAUGAUUUUGAAGAUGACAUUCCACUAGAUGAUGAAGCCGAUGAGACAAAGAAAUUAUCCAUUCAAUUUGGUGCACAUAAUGUGCAAUUUGAAUCAGGACUGGAUCGGGAGGAUAGUGGUAAAAAAAGCAAGAAAGAAGUAAUGGAGGAGGUUAUGUUAAAGAGCAAGUAUUUCAAGGCCCAAAAGGCAAAGGAUAAAGAGGAGGACGAAGAGUUGUUGAAAAAAUUAGAUGAUGAGUUUGCAGCUUCUCGAAGUUUGCUAGAAAUGACUCAACCAGGAAAGCGUAAUGCUUUGAAUGCCCUCAUGGGCAAUUCAAAACAAUCACUAGAGGAAGAUAAACUAACUGCUUCGACGAAGAGAGAACCUAUCCAACAGGAAAAACCUGAUGAGUACGACAAGCUUGUUAAGGGGAUGGCUUUGGAGAGACGUGGUCGUCCAUCAGACAGGACAAAGACCCCUGAAGAAAUAGCCCAGGAAGAUAGAGAGCGUCUUGAGCAAUUGGAGGAGGAACGCCAAAAACGGAUGGAUGGAACGGAUGAUUCUGCUGAUGAAGACAGUGAUGAUGAUCAUGAAGAUUCAAUUAAAACCUCAUCCCAGAAACUAAGGUCUAUAUCCGGGGAUGAUCUUGGAGAUUCCUUUUCUAUUGAUGAAGAAGUAGGCCAUAAAAGGGGUUGGGUUGAUGAUAUAUUAGAAAGGGAAGGUCGCACUAUUGAGGAUGAUGAUAGUGCAUCUUCUGAGGAAGAAGAUGGAGAUGGAGAAGAAAGUGAAGAAGAAGAUGGAAGUGAUGAAGUUAAUGUUAAAACUGGGAAAAGUAAUUCCAUACAGGAUUGGGAGCAAAGCGAUGAUGGUGACGAUCUUAGUAUAGAUUCAGAAGAAGAUAAUAAUGAUGAAGGUGAAGAAACAGAGGGUAGUGAGGAGAUGGAAAUUUGUGCCAAACCAAAAACUAAGAAUCAGAUAGCAAAUCCUUUAAUUGUUAACAAAACUGAACUAAGUGUUAAUCAGCCUCAAACCAAACAAGAGCCCCUUCCCUUUGUGAUUGAAGCACCAAAAACCUUCUCAGAGCUCUCUAACUUGCUGGAGAACCGGUCGGGUGUUGAAAUUAUUGAGGCAAUAAAUCGGAUACGUGCUUGCAACGGAGUGAGGCUUGCUGUAGAAAACCGAGAGAAAAUGCAGAUCUUCUAUGCCAACCUAUUGAUGUAUUUUGCUACCCUAGCAAGCAAAAAGCCUCUAAAUUUCAAGUUAUUGAAUUUAUUGGUCAAGCCCCUUGUGGAGAUGAGCAUGGAUAUCCCAUUUUAUGCAGCUGUUUGUGCUCGUGAACGUCUACGUCGUACUCGUGAACUGUUCUGCAGAGAUAUUACUAAUCCAGAGAAAAGCUGUUGGCCCUCCUUGAAAACAUUGUGUCUCUUAAGGCUGUGGUCCAUCACAUUUCCAUGUUCGGACUUCCGUCACGCAGUCAUGACACCAGCAAUGUUGUUAAUGUGUGAAUAUUUGAUGCGCUGUCCAAUAACGUCAGGCCGAGACAUCGUCAUAGGAUCCUUCUUAUGCUCCAUGGUUCUCUCGAUUGCCAGACAAUCCAAGAAGUUCUACCCAGAGGCUCUAAUAUUUCUACGAACUGUGCUAAUAUCGGCUUUAAAGUCAGGAAAAAAGUUGCCUUCUAACUUGCAGGUUUCUUAUUUAUCGGAACUCAAAAUGCUCAAGCCCUGGUUGCGGUUAAGUGAUAAUAUAUCUGAGGUGCAUGCUCUAGAUUUUCUCAGAGUUAUAGACAACACCGACGAUUCUCCAUUUUUCAGCUCUGAUAAUUUCAGGGCUAGCGUACUUGUAUCAGUGGUGGAAAAUCUACAAGGUUUUGUUCAAGUGUACGAGGGAUAUAAUUCUUUCCCUGAAAUAUUCAUGCCAAUUUCUACUUUGCUAAAUGAAGUGUCAAAACAGAAUCAUAUACCAAGUCAGUUACAGGAUAAGAUUAAUGAUAUCACUAAGUUGAUAGAAACAAAAGUAGACGAGUAUCACUUGCUGCGUCAACCUCUUCAAAUGCGAAAGAAAAGGCUUGAGCCAAUCAAACUGCUCAAUCCCAAAUUUGAGGACAACUAUGUGAAAGGCAGAGACUAUGAUCCAGACCGUGAACGGUCUGAGAUGAAGAAGUUGAAGAAGCGGUUGAAACGGGAGGAGAAAGGAGCAGCUAGUGAACUCAGGAAGGAUAAUAAAGCCUUGGCUGAGGCAAAACUGAAGGCUAUAGCAGUGGAGAAACAAGAAAGAGCUGAGAAAGUAGGAAAGACAAUGGCCUUCCUUCAAGAACAACAACAUGCAUUUAACUCUGGGGCGUUGGGUGGCAAAGGGAAGAGAAGGAGAUAAGUCGAAAAUUGACACAAUAAUAUACAGGCCUCAUCUUAUUUGCAUGGGUAUGUAUAUUUAUUUUUUUCUUUCAGAUUUUUACUGUUGUUAAAGACUCGAGGUAAAGAUAUUCCUGUACGCAUGGAUACCCUUGAUAUUGUAUUCAGCGUUGGACGUAUUAAGCGGUUUUGUGAUUGGGUCAUAUUGUUUCUUUAACUACGUUCUGUAUACCCUUUUGUUAAAAGAUGGACAAAGAUAUUGACUUCUAUUUGCUUGAAAUAGGUCAUGAGGUAUGAUGAACAGAAGGUUGUAAAAUUUAAUGACUAGAAACUGCACAAUGUUACAGAGCGGCUGUCUUGAGUUUUCAAUAUUAUCAAGUGAACAUGGUAUUUGUUUGAUGAUGUAACUUGAUACCA